This is a messenger RNA of Scutellospora calospora, 248 nucleotides long. NCBI's taxonomy places the organism in Eukaryota, Fungi, Glomeromycota, Glomeromycetes, Diversisporales, Gigasporaceae. The record is from the annotation of a GenBank genome assembly.
GCUUAUUUAAAGCAUACACCCCCACCACUAUAUGUAAUGCUUUCAAGACAACAGGAAUAUGGCCAUUCAAUUCUGAUGCUAUUAGUCCUAGCCGUCUUGAACCCUCAAUGGCAAUACAUAACUUUGACCUACCAAAUUCUGAGCAACCAAAUUCUGAGCAACCAAUUCGUUCACUAACUUCACUUUCACCUUCACCUAAUUUAGUACCAAAUUACCUCAGCCUGACCUCUACAAAUGAAGAAUUGUAG